Molecule: messenger RNA, 1199 nt
Organism: Phragmites australis (common reed)
Lineage: Eukaryota; Viridiplantae; Streptophyta; Magnoliopsida; Poales; Poaceae
Product: ACD11 homolog protein-like
Exons: 4
Coding region: 271-999 (242 amino acids)
Biological process (GO): ceramide transport; intermembrane lipid transfer
Cellular component (GO): membrane; cytosol; cytoplasm
Molecular function (GO): ceramide 1-phosphate binding; ceramide 1-phosphate transfer activity
Source: RefSeq, a predicted model, not a curated record
UUCCGAAUUUCCGAUUCCCCUCCUCGGCUACGGACCUACGGUUGAUUUCCGGCCGCCCCCUAUACAUAGCCAGCCUCCCGCCCUUAACCCACCCAGCCAGACCAGCCGCGCGCGGAGGCGUUUGCACACCUCGCCGCGCUAUAUCUCCGGGCGCGCCUGUCCUCUAGCCGCGCGUCCUUCGCCCCCCACCACCCCCACCUCCCGUCAACGGUUAGCCAGGCAGGCGCACGCCUAGGCUGCACGCUCCGGGGGCAGAGAGGACAGGACAGGAUGCUCGGGUUCAGACCGCAGAUGCCGUGGUCGUCGGCGGAGCCGCUGUGCGACGCGGCGGCGGCCGUGGUGGCGGAGCGGAAGGGGAUGGAGACCCCGCUGACGGCGGUGGCGGAGGCGUUCGAGGAGCUGGCGCGGGGGAUGGUGGCCGACGGCGGGGAGCUCCGCCUGUCGCCCUUCGGCGACACCUGCGCGCUCGUGUCCGUGCUCUUCAGCUCCCUCGGCAUGGCGUUCAAGUUCGCCGAGAUCGAGUAUGUCACCAAGUCCCGGCAAGAUUUCCCGUUUGAACAAUCAUCCAUCCAGGUGAACGAUCUCAUCGGUGCGGGCAAGUCGUACGGCACGCUGAACGACAUCCUGGACAAGGACGUCGAGAACGACUCCGUCAAGAAGCAGGGCAGCCACUCCCGGAACCUGCGCAGGGUCCGCCUCGGCCUCGGCCUCAUCAAGGCCCUCUUCGAGCAGUUCCUCGCCACCGAGGGUUGUUCACUGUAUGAUGCUGCCACGACAGCUUACGGGCAGGUUUGCGCGCCGUUUCAUAGCUGGGCGAUCAGAAAGGCUGUUGGUGCUGGGAUGUACACUCUUCCAAGCAGGGAGCAGUUGAUAGUGAGGUUGAACGAAACUGAUUGCUCUGUGCAGAAGGAGAUGAGGAGAUACAUUGACGCUUCUAGUCCAAUUAUAGAAUACAUCGAUAACCUUUUCCUGUCGAGGAACAUUAGCCUAGAUUGGUGAACUGAACCGAAGAUCACGUUUGUAGCUUGUUGACAAGCUGUUCUUGACACCAUUGAUUUAUUCUGUUCAUAGUUACUUAUUCAGCCUCGGUGGGUGGUGGAUGCUCCCUUUGUCUCCACCUUUGUUUCGCUUUCAUGUGUAUGCAUUGUACAACUGCAUGAUAAUUUUAGUACGACCAUGGAUACCCAUUCUUUUUUCCA